Messenger RNA from Ostreococcus lucimarinus CCE9901, 1254 nucleotides. Its product is annotated as MFS family transporter: multidrug efflux. Lineage: Eukaryota; Viridiplantae; Chlorophyta; Mamiellophyceae; Mamiellales; Bathycoccaceae. Gene Ontology annotation, molecular function: voltage-gated chloride channel activity. The transcript has a single exon. Gene Ontology annotation, biological process: chloride transport; transmembrane transport. The record is from RefSeq and is a predicted model, not a curated record. The coding region runs from base 1 to 1254 and encodes 417 amino acids. Gene Ontology annotation, cellular component: membrane.
AUGUCGGUGCCGUUUCCAUUUCUGAGCCAAGAGUUCGCGCGAGCGGGACUCGACGCGACGCGGGUGGGAGCGACGUUCGCGGCGUUGCCGUUCGGCGUGCUCGUGGUGUCGCCGACGAUCGCACCGAGGGUACUGUGGCGGUUCGACGCGACGAUGGUGGCGAAAUAUUCGCUCUUGGGGCAGGCGGCGUGCGUAUUGGCGACGAGCGCGUUCGCGGGACGAGCGCGCUGGAGAGUUUGGUUGGUGUGUAGGUUGUUUCAGGGAUUUUUCAACGCGUUGACGAGCGUGACAAUGCUGUGCGUGGUGACGCGAGCGGCGCCAGAUGCGGUGAGCAUCACAAGCGGGUUGCAAGAAGUAGCCGCGGGCUUCGGGACUCUCUUUGGGCCGAUUUUCGGUGGAUUUUUGUACGACAUUCAUUCGUCGCCAAAGUUACCUCUGAUGGCGAACGGCGCCGCCAUUUUGCUGUCAAUUCCUCCAGUGAUGUACGCGAUGCGUCGACUCGACGGUCGCGACGACCGUGGUCAAAUGUCCGGGCCCUCGCAGGAGGAAAGGCCGAGUUAUGCUCGCGUGCUUCGUCGGCCGACUUUCUUGGCCGCCGCCUUGGCCGAACUUGUCGUGUCCACGAGUUUCGGCGGGAUUCCGACCACUCUUCCGCUAUAUCUUCAUCAAACGCUGAACUUUUCACCAGCUACGAUUGGCUUGGUGUACUCGUUACUCGCUGGGCUGUAUGCGCUCGUGACGCCGAUCGUUGGCAUUGUUUCGCACACUCCGAACUCAAAAGUGGGCGACAUCGUACUGUGCCUCAUCGGCAUGGCGUCCAUGUCAGUCGCACACUUUUUCUUCGGCCCUUCGUCUUUGCUAGGAUUGCCUGAUCCACUGAGUGCGACGGCCCGAAGGCGGCUUUGCGUGUGGUUUCCAAGCGUUGUUUACGGGGUCGGAAGCGCCUUUGCGUUUGUACCGCUCUUGCCCUUGAUGCAAGCGUCUGUCAGAAACGACGGACCAAAGUACGCAGAUUUAGCAAACGGACUUUUCGUGAGCUGCUACUUUUUUGGAGAAAUGCUCGGUCAGUUAUUCGGUUCUUCCUUGGUGCACGAGCUCGGAUACCCGGCCGCGAGCACGGCGUGGGCAUUUGCCAUCAUCGCCAGCGCGAGCGGUUUCGUGCUGGUAGAGUUCGGAGCGGGCUUGGCGAAGCGUCUCCGCUCUUCCGUAUCGCGCGUUCGCUCGAUGAGCGAUUCUUUGGAUUCAAUGUUGUAA